AUGGGCGCCGCGGCCCGCAGCCUGCCUUUGGCGCUCGGCCUCCUGCUGCUGGGGCCGCUGCUCCGCCGCGCCGACGCCUGCAGCUGCUCCCCGGUGCACCCGCAACAGGCGUUUUGCAACGCGGAUGUAGUGAUCCGGGCCAAGGUGGUGAGCGAGAAGGAGGUGGGCUCCGGCGAGGAUGUCUACGGCAACCCCAUCAAGAGGAUCCAGUACGAGAUCAAGCAGAUCAAGAUGUUCAAGGGGCCUGACCGGGACAUCGAGUUCAUCUACACGGCCCCCUCCUCCGCCAUCUGCGGGGUCUCGCUGGACGUCGGAGGCAAGAAGGAGUAUCUCAUCGCAGGAAAGUCCGACGGGGACGGCAAGAUGCACAUCACGCUCUGCGACUUCAUCGUGCCCUGGGACACCCUGAGCACCACGCAGAAGAAGAGCCUGAGCCACAGGUACCAGAUGGGCUGCGAGUGCAAGAUCACGCGCUGCCCCAUGAUCCCCUGCUACAUCUCCUCCGUGGACGAGUGCCUGUGGAUGGACUGGGUGACGGAGAAGAGCAUCAACGGGCACCAGGCCAAGUUCUUCGCCUGCAUCAAGAGGAACGACGGCUCCUGUGCCUGGUACCGCGGGGCGGCGCCGCCCAAGCAGGAGUUCCUGGACAUCCAGGACCCGUAG
Pipistrellus nathusii (Nathusius's pipistrelle) is the source of this 663-nucleotide messenger RNA. The record is from the annotation of a GenBank genome assembly. Lineage: Eukaryota; Metazoa; Chordata; Mammalia; Chiroptera; Vespertilionidae.